UUCAGAGGAUAAAAGAAAACCUUUUCUAAAGGACGUUAGAUUAUGAAUGUUAUGUGUUGAGCUGUGGGGACAAUACAUGAAGGGUUGUGAAUUAGUCUUUAUCUCAGAUAGCCCCUCGGUUUCUCUCACUUAGCACUUUUCUUCACAUGCUCACGGCAUUUCUUUGAAGUAUUUGGGUCAAAAAAACAAAAGCCUCUCGUCCCGAGAGAGCGCAGCGGGACGGGGGAGGGAUGAGGGAUGAGAGGAUAGCGGGGGAGACGAACAAAACUGCUCUGGGACACAUGGACUUUCCCCACGUGAAUCAAUAUUCAAGCCCUGAUCUCCCUGUUGAGCAAUGAGGCCAAAGAGAAGCGGCAGCUGAAAGACAGAUGAGACAGAGGGAGGGUUGUGGGAUGUCAUGUGUAAAGGACUCUCAUUGGAGGCAGAGAGAGAGCAGACUGCUAUGCACAUUGUAAGGGGGGAAAGGGGAAACAAAAAGCAUCCUUCUACACGCUGAAGCCAUCUCGGUCGCUCUGCUACAUUCUGGAGUCCACGUCUGAUUGUUAUUAAGUUCUGGUGGAAUAAAGCUCUAACAAGUCUGGAAUGAUGUCCUCCAAGUUGAAGUGGCUGAUUGUGAUUCAGCUCCUGCUGAAUGAACAGGCUUUGUGCAGGGGGCCACCUCCUCUGGCGCUCGGAUCUACUCCACUUCCAGGAGCAGACUUCAAUGAAGCGAGAGACGCAACGGCCAAACGCGAUCACCCGCCUCUCCUGGGACACAAACUCCAACGUGGUAUCUCGUCUGCAGAAAAAGAGGGGAGCAUUCAAUCUGCCAAAAAUAUAAUAUUAGUCCUCAGGGCCAAGCUUCCGGAGCAGUUACAAGAUCACCUCCACAUUAAGGGAAACGUAAGUUGUAGGGAGCUGCUGGCCGCCAGCACCUUGUACGACCCAUCGUCCCCCUUGUUCCCCCAGGAGCUCUUGGCUCUCUCUUUGGUGCCCUUAUUGGUGGUGGCAGGCUGCCAACAGGAGGCACAGACCCUGGUGCUCAAGCUGCACGACCUCCUUGGAGUGGCGGACACGGAGGAGCUCCUGAUGGAGGUGGAGGGUCUGAUAGAGCGGAGGGUGAGCAAGGCCGCAUCGACGCCUGCAGGGAGGAAUCGGGCAGGUCGCCACAUGGAGGCUGUGAUGUUCAACAUCCAGCAGCUGACCGUGCUGGGAGAAGGUUACUCGAAGCGCGAAGGGCGCUGUGAGGGUUGGACCAGGGUGAGGGGAACCUCCCUCACGGGAACAGCCGCGGAAGGAGCCACGGGGGAUCUCGAGGAGGCGAUGAGCGCCUGCGAGAGACUCGGAGUCCUGUGUGCUGGUGUGACCAGCAGCGGACCCCUCAGACCUGGGGAGUACAAGGGAGUGUUAAAGAACGGCAGUCGCGUCUUACCCUCCGAAUUCCCAGGGUCUGAAUGUUGGAUCCGACGGUGCCGCGCGGAGGAGGACGUUCCGACCGUCGCGGCCUCGGGUUGCCGGGUGAGGCGGAGCCCCCGGAGGAGCUGCAUCAACAAAAGCGAGGAGCGCGUGUACAACGUGGUCGAGUGGAUCCCGGCAGUCAGCACCCUCUACAACCUCGGCACAGCCGUGUACUACGCCUCAGUCAACUGCUCCGAGACGGCCAAGGAGAGAGCCAUCCUCAGCGCGGUUGACCUCGGCACAGAUGCUCUCAUGGUGGCCACGGGGGGGACGGCCGGGGUGGCGGGCUACGCUCUGGGCGCGGGGGUGAAGACCAGCGUGAAAGCGGGCGUCAGGUAUCUGCUCAACUCCAUGAAGCAGGAGGACGACGUGCUGGUGAACCAGGUCGGCUGGGAGGACGGCGUCAUCGCUGUGCAGUAGGCUGAAGGGUCAACAAGUCGACCUGUGAAUAUUUAGUUUAUACAUUUUUGAUUAUUCUUUAUUAAAGGUCUCAGCGAUUUUUGUAAUGAUGAAUAUAAUCCAUUUAUUUAGGGUAAAAAGUGAAUUAUAUUACACAUUAAUUGCAAACAAGCUUGAUGAAGCUCAUAAAGUAAGCUUUUAACCUUCCUUUGCUACUAGAACAUGUUUGUUUAUAAUUUAAUAAAUAAUAUCAAUGUAUCAUUUUAAGCAGCAACUUCUGAAGAAAAGGUCUCAGGAAAUUAAACCUCGAAUCCCUAAAGACGUUAAUUUUACUCACUUUGCAUCCUGAUUUUUCUCUGGCCGUUGUCCGUCGUCAUUGUUGUUGCCAUGAAAACAUUUUGUAAUGUCAGAGUCACAUUCCCAACUGCUAAUAUAAUGUGUUUUUUUCUUUUAUUUUUGAAUGUCAGACAUACAUAUUGUACAGUAUAUUAAAUCUAUACGUAUACGUACA
This is a messenger RNA of Gasterosteus aculeatus aculeatus (three-spined stickleback), 2347 nucleotides long. It is a transcript of the gene apof, whose product is annotated as apolipoprotein F. The record is from RefSeq and is a predicted model, not a curated record. Gene Ontology annotation, biological process: cholesterol metabolic process. Lineage: Eukaryota; Metazoa; Chordata; Actinopteri; Perciformes; Gasterosteidae.